Tupaia belangeri chinensis (Chinese tree shrew) is the source of this 1708-nucleotide messenger RNA. RefSeq names its product DEP domain containing 7 (gene DEPDC7). Gene Ontology annotation, biological process: intracellular signal transduction. The annotation marks the transcript as partial. The record is from RefSeq and is a predicted model, not a curated record. Lineage: Eukaryota; Metazoa; Chordata; Mammalia; Scandentia; Tupaiidae. The transcript has 9 exons.
CUCUCCUGGAGUGGCCUCAGCACAGGCCUGGUGCCUGCAGUGAGAGGGGCCAGUGUUCUUGGCUCCUUUCCACCCCCCUGGGUGUGCUCUGCCAGGCAGCUCCGAACUGUCAUCCAUCACUUGGCAGACCUAGAAGAGGCCGGAGUGACCUGGGUCUGGCUUCCACAGAAGAAACAGGGUUUCAGUGUGGCCCAGAAGCCAUUCGGGGCCACAUACGUGUGGGGCAGCAUUGUACACGCACUGCAAACGCAGGUGGAGGUGAAAAGGCGGAGGCACCGCUUUCAGCGUCACAGCGACUGCUUCAUCGGCUCAGAAGCUGUGGAUGUCAUUUUUUCUCACCUCGUUCAGAAUAAGUAUUUCGGUGAUGUGGAGAUUCCUCGGGCCAAAGUGGUGAGAGUGUGUCAAGCUCUUAUGGACUACAAAGUAUUUGAAGCAGUUUCAACCAGAGUCUUUGGAAAAGACAAAAAACCUACAUUUGAAGAUAGUAGUUGCAGCCUUUAUCGGUUCACCACGACCUCUAGCCAAGGCGGGCAGUCAGGCAAAGAGAACCAGCUGUCCUCCCCUUCCAGGUAUGCAGACACAUUAUUUAAGUCAUCUGAGAUCAAGUCGACCAGCUUAGAGGAUCUGUGGGGAAAUCUGAGUUUAAAGCCUGCUGAAUCCCUGCAUGGCAAUAUCUCUACAACCCUGUCUCCCCAAGUUGUUAAUGAAGUAUGGCAAGAAGAGACAAUUGGGCGUCUACUACAGCUGGUAGACCUUCCACUUCUUGACUCCUUACUCAAACAGCAAGAGAUUGUACCUAAAGUCUCUCAACCUAAGAGGCAGCCCGACAUGGUCAACAACAGUAACUCUCUGGACCGAGGGGUUCUCAAGGCUUACAGAGACUCUCAAGAAGAUGAGUGGCUCUUUGCAGCCGUUGACUGCUUAGAAUACCUCCCAGACCAGAUGGUGGUGGAUGUCAGCAGAAACUUUCCUGCACAACCUGAUAGAACCGACCUAGUGAAGGAACUGCUGUUUGAUGCCAUCAGCAAACAUUACAGCAAUAGGGAACCUCUGUUAAAUCAUUUCUCUGAUGUUCAUAAUGGAAUUGCAGAACUCUUGGUGAAUGGGAAGACUGAAGUAGCACUGGAAGCCACUCAACUCCUCCUCAAGCUUUUGGAUUCCCAAAAUAGAGAGGAGUUCAGAAGACUGCUGUAUUUCAUGGCUGUUGCAGCCCAUCCUUGUGAAUUUAAAUUACAGAAAGAAAGUGACAACAGAAUGGUUGUGAAAAGGAUAUUUGCAAAAGCUAUUGUUGAUAAUAAAAACUUGUCCAAAGGCAAAACUGACCUUCUGGUACUCUUUUUAAUGGAUCAUCAAAAAGAUGUUUUCAAGAUUCCUGGAACUCUACAUAAAAUCGUCAGCAUUAAACUGACAGCCAUACAGAAAGGAAGAGAUCCAAACAGAGACACAGGAUAUAUUUACUGCCAGAGAAUUGAUCAAAGCGACUAUGCUGACAGUACACAGAAGACAACCAAAGGCGAACUGUUGACUUUACUAAAAACUAUUGAUGAGGAUUCAAAACUGUCUGCCAAAGAGAAAAAAAAACUGCUAGGUCAGUUCUAUAAAUGUCACCCAAACAUCUUUACUGAGUAUUUUGGAGACUGAGUUUCUAGUAUUUCUAUGUAAGUUGUGUAUUUUAAUAAUAAAUUAUGAUUCUAAAGAUCCAAUCACA